Centruroides sculpturatus (bark scorpion) is the source of this 6340-nucleotide messenger RNA. RefSeq lists its product as uncharacterized. Gene Ontology annotation, cellular component: membrane. Lineage: Eukaryota; Metazoa; Arthropoda; Arachnida; Scorpiones; Buthidae. The record is from RefSeq and is a predicted model, not a curated record. The transcript has 22 exons. The coding region runs from base 650 to 5596 and encodes 1648 amino acids.
GUGAAAGGAUAAGUUUUAAAAAUGCAAGCGAUUUAUUCCAAGGUCAACUGUAAUAUGAUACAGCAUUGAAAGAUAAAAUUUACAUUUUAUUAGUGGUGCCAAUCAUAUUCAGUAGUUGCUCUUUAACCAGUAACAUGCUUAUAUUUAAAGAACUGAUGUAAACUACAGAUAAAAUUUCAAACUGCUAACGGAAUUUUGUUGCUAGAUAGUACAUGAACUUGAAAAAGAGGAGUAUUUAUUAACAGAGGUUUUUAAAAAUAUUGAUGAUAGAAGCUUAUUAUAUGAAUCGGUAAAAUUAUUAUUUGAAUGUCUUAAAACAAAAAUAAUUACUGCACAAUGUUUAUCAGAAAAAUUAAGUGACAAAGGACGAAAUCUUAAUGCUCAGACAGUAGAUACAAAGAAUUAUAAAUAUUUAUGCCAAAUAAAGCUCAGAAUAAACAGGAAAAUUUCUCGAUGUUCCCUUUUGUCUGAAAAAGGGCGUCACAGAAUACCAAAUCUAAGUAUUCCAUACAGAGCUUUCAUUAAAACUAGAUACAAACAAUUUCCACAAAGAUUUUCAAAUAUUUUAGAUUAUUUUAAAGCAAAAAAUUUUAUCAAUUAUAAAAAUGAUGAUAAAUUAGAUUUUAUUAUAUAUCAAAGAAAUUCACUCAUGCCAGUUUUACAAUUAGGAGUUUUUAAUAAUGAAAAUCAGUUGGAUAUAAAUCUUAAAAAAGGAAAAGUUCCCAUUUGUUACAUGGAUGAUGUUGAGAUGGAUGUAACCAAAAAUACAUUCCACUUGUCACCAUCUUUCCAAGGAAAUGUUAACAGCAAUUUAAAGAAUUUUAGUGGUACAUGGCCACGAAGCAAAGUAAAGGGAAAUCUUUCUCUGCCCUCUCUUUGGGUGUCCGAAAACACAAAUCGAGAGAGGGAAAUCAAAUCAGAAGAAAGGUGCAUUCCAAGGAGUCCAAAAACAAUUGGAGCAGGAUUGGGUACAGUUCUUGAAAUGCAAAAAGAACAUGAUAAAAUGUCCCGGCAUAGUCCAACUCAGAAGGAUGAGUUUUGGGAAGCAUUAUGGUCACAUUAUGAUUGUCUGAUGGAUGAUGGUCUCAUUGCAUCAUGUCGUGAAGCUAGUGGUGAAUUAUCUUUAGAUGGUGAAGUUGUGUCACCAGAUUAUACAUGGUCUUUUACUGAAUUUAUACAGCAAUUUAAUCAGUUGCAUGACUGGCUUCAUAAACUUCAAUCUACUGUAGUCGUUAAUACUGAAGAUGAUGAUAAGACUGUAGUAAAAUCAACUGUUGAAGAACUUCAGAAAGUAGCCUUCCGAUGCAAAUUAUUUAAUGAACAAGCUCAGCAUCUUGAUAAGCGUUAUCCUGAUAUGAAAGAUGAAAUUAAUCGUAGACUGAAUUUAUUAAACAAUAAAUGGGAAGCAGUGGAACAAGCUGUUAAUCCCCAUAAACCUCAGCAAAAUGAAGAUGGCAUUUCUCAAGAAGUUGGAUAUCAAAUGAGAUGUUUGAGAAAAUGGUUACGUGAAUUGGAAAAUGAUCUUAGUCCAAUGACAAUAUCACCUGCUUGGACAUUGCAAGAUCUUGAAAACAAGUAUAAAGAACAACUAGCACUGCAAAAGAAAAUCGAAUCGAGAGGAAAAUACGUAUCUGCUCUAUUGAAAUCUUGCGAUCGCCUUGUAAGUUGUCGUGUGGAUGACACAGGGCCCCCUCUGAGUUGGGAUGCUCAUCACAUUAGAAAAGUUGCUUCCAACUUGGAAAAGAGAUGGCAUGCUUUGUGGCUAAAAUCCCUGGAAAGACAAUGCUUGCUUGAGGAAUUUCUUAAAAAAUAUAGAUCUGUGAGUAUAUUUUCUGUUGAGGUAACUCUUUUAAGACAACGAAUUGAGAUACAUGAAACUAGAAAAAUGCGUUCAGGUGAACGAACGUAUCCGUUCCGGACGAUGGAUCCUUCGGUCAUUAUCUACUUGGUGCAAAUCAUUCGGGCACUGCAAAAGAAAAUCGAAUCGAGAGGAAAAUACGUAUCUGCUCUAUUGAAAUCUUGCGAUCGCCUUGUAAGUUGUCGUGUGGAUGACACAGGGCCCCCUCUGAGUUGGGAUGCUCAUCACAUUAGAAAAGUUGCUUCCAACUUGGAAAAGAGAUGGCAUGCUUUGUGGCUAAAAUCCCUGGAAAGACAAUGCUUGCUUGAGGAAUUUCUUAAAAAAUAUAGAUCUGGAUGUAUGUCAGGAGAUUCAUCUUUUGAAUUAAGUUUUAGUGAAGAACCACUCACUAAAUAUCCAAAAUUAAGCAGUGAUUGGGAAGAUAGUUUCCUUUUACGACAUGCUGAUGGUACAAAUCCAAUGGAUUCUGAAUUAACAGAUUAUGAAGGUAUGAAAGCUGAUGAUAAAAUGGAAGAAUGUAUGAAGCCAGUUCAGCAAGAUAAUUGUGAAAUAUCUGAAGACAAUACUAAUACAAAUGAUAAAGGUGUCAUGGUAGGCAUGACAGGAAUUGCAGAUUUAAAAGCAGAAUGUGGAGGUAAUAUUGGGCGUUUUGAAAUAAUACAGGAUGUAGGAUAUUCUAGUGAGAGUUCAGCUCAUUUAUCUAAUGAUGAAAAACAAGAAUUUAUUAGAGUUUACAGCUAUAGUCCUGUAUGUAGUGGUCCAUCAUUAAUUUCAGAGUAUGCAGUAACCAAUUCAACACCUAAAACUCUUGACAAUAAGCCAUCUUCCUCAAAUUCAUCAAAUUUAUAUCUUCCACCAGAUAAAUAUCCUUCUAUAUCUCUUAAAGAUUGGCAGUUUGUAACUGGAGAAGAACCAUUUUAUAAAUUAAAAAAUAAAACCGAAUCUUUAACAACACCUUCUUCUACUUUUUAUAAAAUGACUUCAAUUGAUCCUGAUGCUGUAGAAGAAUCAGCAAUAAUUGAAAAUGUAUUUGAAGAUAAACAUACUUCAGAUGAAAAUUUUAAGCAAGAUAAUAUUGAAUUAAUGGAUGAUAGUGUUAACAGUAUUUCAUUCUGUCCUGCUCCAAAAGAAGAUUCAAAAUUAUCUACAAAUGAUCUCUCCACUUCAGUAACACAGGUACAAUCAUCGUCAGAUGUUAUUAAGAUGAAACAAUUACUUGCUUGGGCUGAAGUACCAAAUAAGAAUUCUUCUGUUCAUUUAAGAAAUAUUGCUUCUGGUAAAAAAUUAACAAAAAAUGCACAUAUUCGAGAGUGGUUAGAAAAUUGUCAAGAAGGUAAAAUAUAUAGUAAAAUUGAAAAUAACAUAGAAAAUAAAGUGAUGAAUAACCAUCUGUUGGUAGAUAGUUCCUGUGAUGCAAGUGGUGAAUACACUACAAAUGAAUCAGAUAGUGAGCAGUCAAGUAGUUCUGCAGAUGUCAAUAACAGUUUGAUAAUGAGUAGAUCAAAUACAGGUUCUGUAGAAACUGUAAUACCAGUAGUAGAAGAAAGUUCUGGUAAUGUGUGGUCUGGUUCUUCAUCGGUCACUAUGAGAAAUAAACGUAAAAGUUUUAAAGAUAGACCAUGGAGUGUAACUGAAAUUGGACAUGUAACUAGUGGCUUAAGAUUUUCUCCGCUUUCAACUUCAGAAGGUUCUCUCAAUAUUCUAUGUUCUUCCCAGUUUAAUAAGACUAUAGAUUCAAAAUAUCGUAGUUCAAAAUGGUCAAUAGGAGCACAAAAGCAUCUUUCUGAUGAUAAAAGUCGUUCAUUGGGAAAUAAACCAAGACGAAAUCGAAGUCGGAGUAGUCUCCAAAAUACUUCACAUCGUUCAGAUUCUGGUUCAGAUAAUCUUUCACCAAAUACAACUUGUAGCACUUUAUGUCAAUCAAAUUGUUCUGAUCUUCAAAUUUCAACACCAACACGCCGAAGAAAAUCAAAUUCAAUCUUAUCAGACAAAUUUGCUAUUCAUUUAUCACCAGUUCAUCGUUCUCCAGCACGGCGUUUUUCGAAUUCUCGUUCAUCAUCAUCCAAUAGUAGUGGAAAAAAACGAAACACCCAGUCUUCAUCUGAUAAUUAUCAAAAUACUAAAACUUGGCCAGUGUCUCAUAGUGAGCCAGAAAAUCUCUCAGCUGCACAGCUUCCUUCAUCAUCAGUUGCUGACAGUGAUCAAGCGCUUACACAGACAGAAGAUCAAAGUUCUGUUUCUGAUCAAGUUUGGGAUGGUUACCAGGAUCCCCCUUAUUUUAGUGAGCCUUAUUCAGAACAAGCAUUGAAUGAUGAGGAAGUGAGAAAGCUGAUUGAGUUUGGUGACGACUAUGGAGCUUAUCUUGGAUGUCAUUCUGAUGCAUCUUCUUUUAGUGAUGGCCGUAACUUGACUAGAAUGCAUAUCUCACAUUCUCGUUCACAAGUAAGUAAAAACUAUGAGCCUUAUUCAGAACAAGCAUUGAAUGAUGAGGAAGUGAGAAAGCUGAUUGAGUUUGGUGACGACUAUGGAGCUUAUCUUGGAUGUCAUUCUGAUGCAUCUUCUUUUAGUGAUGGCCGUAACUUGACUAGAAUGCAUAUCUCACAUUCUCGUUCACAAGAUCCCCCUUAUUUUAGUGAGCCUUAUUCAGAACAAGCAUUGAAUGAUGAGGAAGUGAGAAAGCUGAUUGAGUUUGGUGACGACUAUGGAGCUUAUCUUGGAUGUCAUUCUGAUGCAUCUUCUUUUAGUGAUGGCCGUAACUUGACUAGAAUGCAUAUCUCACAUUCUCGUUCACAAUUACAGGCUGAACUUUAUGCAACUUGUGAAACACACUUGAAUUGCCUACAAGUAAUAUCAGAUCACUUGACUAAAAGUGACAAAACAAUAGGAAAUGAAGAUUUUAAUCAAUUAACAAACUUAAUCGAAGAAUGGAAAUCUCUGCAACAGUCGGUGGCUUCGAAACAGAAAAGUAAUUGUGCUCGACAGUUGUCUGCUGAAUAUGUGGCCAUUCAAAAAUCAUUAAACGAAUUAGCCGAGAAGAUAUCCCAGUUAACUACUACCCCUUUUCAGCGUAAUACUACCCUCGAUAUAUUACAAGAGCGAAUAGCUGCACUACAGAUGUCACGUUCGACACUUCAGGAGACUAAAGACUCUCUGUUAGAGGUUAGCAAACGCAUCGUUCGAUUAAUGUCUGAGGCGGACCUUAUGACUUGUCCACUUAAGGAACAUUUCAACAAACUGUACCAAAGAUGGGAAGAUAUCUACGAAGAGAAUGGAACACACUUGACCGACCUGCAACAGUUGUAUCAGAAAUGGAAUAAUUGCGAUGUAUUGUGUCAACAAUUACAGAAAACCUUGGAAGCCACACGAUCUUCUGAGGUGAAUAAGGAGAUAGUAGAAUCGGCAGAGAAACAGUUGGAUAAAUUGAGGACGAUGCUGGCAGAAGUUAAAGAUUUAUUGGGUACCGGUGAACCAUGGAAGAAAUUAGCAGAACGUGUGGCUGAUCUUCAAUCUAAAAUAUACGUCAGAGAUGUCAGUUGUGCACCGGUUCACACGGAACAGCCCGGACCCACUAAGAGAUUUUGGAGGAUUAUACGAUUUGCAAUUCCCAUCCAGUUGGCCCUGGUGUUGUUGUAUUGUUUAGCCUGUCUACUGGAGCCACGAUGUUGCGAUUUGGUCAACAAUCUCAACUUCUCCCUGACUCCUCAUUUGCGUUACGUUCGUGGACCUCCACCCGUAUGAAAGAGCCCGAUGCCGACUAGAAAGUCGGCUUACCGAACCCGUUCGUGCGUCUUGCAAUGCGUGCGUGCGUUGGCAUUGCGAGGAACCUGCGCAGCAAGAAGUAUUAAUCCAAAAACUCCCGUUCCCGUGUCGGUGCGUGCGUGCCUGUAUGCGUUCGUUGCGUUAUUAUCGGACCAGUUUCCCCUAUGAUUUUCUCAUCGCUUAAUUUUCAUAAUCAUUCCUUAAUUUUAGGGAACAUAACCUUUUUUUAUAUAACUUUUUUUAAUCGUAUGUUUCUUUAUCCGAGAAGAGGACCCUUUAACCGUCUCGUCCGAUUAUUUGCGUUUUGUUGCGAGAUAUACGCAGUAUUUAAACGGGACCCAUGGACGAGUAUUAUUUCUUUGAUUGUCUUCAGUUAAUCGUAUAUCGUUAGUCAGUCCUGUGGUCAAAGCGUUUAGAUGUACGUUAUGCGCACGAUGAUAUAUUUUGGGGUAAGGUGUGAUCACCGAGAUCAGGAGGAAAUUUGAACACGUAUUGGCUGUCUUACCAUUACCACUUCGUGUGUCACGUUUUACGUAUCACGUCAGCACGUUAGACGUUAGUUUAGGAUUUUAAUAAUCCUGUGACACUGCCUUCCAUCAUGUAUGUAGUGGUCGAAUGGAAGUAGCCCUUUCUUGACAAUUACGUCAAGUUUUAAUUCAUCAAUUAGUUGAUUAUGAUUAUUAAUUAAAACAAUUAAUCAAUAAAAGUCAAAUUGAAAUUUUA